Molecule: messenger RNA, 2259 nt
Organism: Oldenlandia corymbosa var. corymbosa
Lineage: Eukaryota; Viridiplantae; Streptophyta; Magnoliopsida; Gentianales; Rubiaceae
Source: the annotation of a GenBank genome assembly
AUGUCAUCUGAACUUGUCACUUCGGUAUUAGCCGAUGAAAGUCGCUUUGGUGGACCUUGCUUAUCUUCUGUUAACAGAAACUGGAUCGAUCAAUCUCCCUCGUUUAAGACCGAUUUCAAGGAUAGUGCUGAAAAUGUUUAUAAAGCUCAAGCUAGUGAAGUUGAUUUCCAAGACAAGCCCGAUGAGGUCAGAGUUGAAGUGAAUAGUUGGGCUGAAAAUAAAACAAAUGGCCACAUCAAAGAUCUCAUUCCACCAGAUUCCAAACUUCUGAAAGAUUUGGGCCUGGUUUUGCCGUUAUCUAAAGGCGGAUUCACUAACAUGGUAGACUCUGGUGGUGAGGAUCUUGAGGUUAUAGCUGUCUUCUACAAAUCCUUCAUCGAGGUUAAUGAAGAAGCCACAGAAGCUGUGGCUGCAACUGCCGCUAUUUUAGGUUCAUAUUGGUCUACUGUUGAAAUUUUCAUUCGGGUGGAAGAGGCGGAGCAGGAAAGAGGCAUUUUUCAGAUUGAAGGUUGGAUGGUUGGACUGAACGGGAGCAGGACAGAGGCAACCCAUUUAGUCUGCACACAUGAGUACGGCAGAAGGGGGCAAGCGCCCAUAAGAGACGACGAGUCAAUGUCAUGGAUUUACCGAGGUGCCCAUUUGUGUCCAACAUUGUACGUAGAGGUUGCAGAUGAACCUGUUCAAGAUGUUGGGGAAGGAACUAGUGGUGGUCAGUAUGAUGGUGCAGGGAGUAGUGGUGUUGGUGGUACAAAUGAAGAUGACGAUGCCACAGAAGAUGACGUACAUGGGAACAGUGACGAGGAGUAUGUGCCGUCCGAUGAGUCUGAUGAUGAUUACAGUGACCAUGACGCAUCUUUAGUAGUACCUUCUAUUUUUGACGACAUCAAUGAUAUGGAGAAGUCUGAACUGCAUGAGGAUUCUGAUGGGAUCACAAUGUGGGACGGUAAUUGGCACACGAUUAGAUAUGGUGUACAUUUUGCUAACAAGAAAGAGGUACAAACAGCUGUGGGGGAAUGGACAUUGCGACAGGGUCGGGCAUGUCAGGUAAAAUAUAGCCGUCCCUAUACGUGGGCCGCUGAAUGCGAGACUAAAGGGCUGAAGUACCCAGAAGAACUUCUCCACGGCACUACUUGCUUGUGGAAAUGUCGAGCGACCCUGCAAAAGGACACAAAUACUUGGAGAAUGGUGGUAUGGAUCGAGAGCCACAACUGUCUUGGUGCAACCACAAGAAACGAAGGUCGUAACUUGACGUCCACAAUGAUUGCUCGAUUGAUCACAGCCAAUGUCCGAAAAGAUCCAGGUUAUUCAGUCGCGCAGAUCCAAGUCGAAGUAAAUAAGACAUACAGGGUCACCCCCAAUUACAAAAAGGAAUGGCAUGGUCGAAGAAAAGCACUUGAGAGUCUGUAUGGCACAUGGGAAAACAACUUUCAACAACUGCCCAGUUUUCAGGAAGCAUUGCUCAAAGCGAACCCAGAUACCCGUAUGCAGUUUAAGUUCACUAAAGAUACCAAGAAUCGGAAGAAGAAGACUAACAAGUUGUUUCAGGAAAACAUAGAUGAAAUUGACAAAUGCCAUUCACCCCUCGCGACGAAUCCCAUGAAACGGUAUGACGAUUACCUUAUACAUCAGAUGGGUCACGAGGUUACCAGAUUCAGCAAGAGGAAUCAGAAGUACCAAGUGGUCACGUACUCACCACCUGAUCGGCCAUGGAAGGAUGGAAAUAUCCAUGAGUUUGUUUGGAUGCCGUAUUCUCCUGCUACCCUAGCAGACAUUGAUCCAUCUUGCUCUGUCGGCUCCGCCUUAUGGAUGUCCCAGACUUGGCUGCUUUAUUUUGGUAUCCGAGAGCCACACAUCCCAGGCAGGGUGUUGCGCCAGUUCGGCUUCUUGCAGUGGGUGCCUGACAACACUUUCAUCAUGGAGAAAAAAGAAAUAGAAAAGUUGCAUAAGGAGACGCGUGGCAAGAAAUGUCGAGAUGACGUCUUACAGAGGUGGGAGACUCGACACAACACCCUUGCAGGUCUUCAGACGGAUAUGACUCUUGAACCCCAGGCAGAACCGGAAUAUCUAGUGUGGUAUCAAAAUCGCUUUUCUGUCACUUUGGUCACCAAUCCAUCAGACUAUCGUCAGCCCCAGGGUUUUCAGGGAUCUGCUGAGUCACUACAUAUAAUGGCCAAUUUAGUGCAAAACAUGCGGCAUAUUACUCUAGAUGGGCUACAACGUAAUCCAGCUGAUUCUUGGAAUCACAAUGCCUUCCUAUAG